GCCGACAAGAUGGUAUGGGAGGCUUCCACGAGCUGCCACCGAACCGUUGCCUCCCUACGCAUCCCCCCCCCGCGCGCGCAGAGCCGCCCUUUGCACCUCACCAGGCGGCGGGACCGAGACCCGCGGCGCCCCUCCCGCAGGGAUGGUGGCUGGCGGCGGCGAGGAGGCCGUGAGGCAGAAGGUCAAGGAUGCCUUCAAGGUCUGGGACACAAACGCCGACGGCAUCAUCUCGAAGCACGAGAUGAAGUCGGUGCUGAUGAAGCUCCUGAACAAGCCUGGGAGAGGGAAACAGCGGCAUGAGCCCACGCUUUUGGAGGUUUUCCGAGAUUUUGCGCAGGUCGGCGCUGGGCCCCCCUCCCUGCAUCCCUGGGCGGCGCCGCUGGCGCCGUCCCAGACCCAGGGACUUCACGCGGGCCUCCCAAGUUUCUUUCCAUGCCGUUCUUUGUUUCUUCCACGAGCAGUCCUCUGCCACCGUCACCGAGGAGGACCUCGACUCGUUCAUGCACGAGGCUGACCAGAACGACAACGGCGUCAUCGAGUAUGACGAGUUCCUCGAUUGGGUUCUGCGUCCCGGGGCCAAGAUCACGACCACUGGGUCCGGGAAGCUAGCGACGUUUGACCUCGAGGCGACCCUGAGGCCACUGUACGACGUGUACGACAAGAACCACGACGGCCAGGUUUCGUGGGAGGAGUUCGAGGAGUGCUACUGCAUUCUGGCCAACUCUCUCCAGCUGGCGCGGUCCAAGGCCGACAGGCGCAACUCCGUGCCAGAGCAUCUGAAGGAUGCCACCGCGGGCCAGACGGUGUUCUCGGGUGUCGACACGGACGGUGACCGCAGGGUGAGCUUCAAAGAGUUUUGCGAGUGGCAGCGGGAGACGCUCGCGAACUCCGGCCUGCACAGCGAGGAUCUCAAGGAGCUCAUCCCCAAUCUGGCCAAGCAGCUGCUGCGCGUAUAUAAGCUGUCCGAGCAGGACGCUCACGAGGUCGAUGAGACGGACCGCCGAAUGCUCGAGCGCCUCAUCGACAACAUCGCCUCCGCUACCAGCGACCUCUGGAACACAGAGAAGGCCGCGAAGAGCCAGCUUAAGACUCGCGGUUUCUUCCCCAAUCGCUGGACAGAACCACCCGUCGGCCUCAAUGUGAAGAGGUUGAUGACCCUGCACAUGAAGCUUGUGCCCGGCUUUAUGAUGGGGGUGGAAAAGAUGGACCUCCAGGUCUUCGUCAUCCCGACGACCCCCGACGACCCGGAUGUGCCGCCGGAGAGAGAAAAGCGCGUGUGGUUAGCCCAGAUCGUUCAGGUUGUCACCCUGAAGGGCGGUAAAGUUCAAAAUGAAGACCCUUGCUACUACACUUUCAGCGACCUGCAGUGGAAGCAGUUCGAGGAUGACGGAAUGUCUGUUUUCAAGGCCGCCGUCGACAACAUGGCGCCUGAGUUGCGGGUGUUUUGCAUGUUGAAAACCGAGGCGAAUUUUGGCGUCAAGCUGAAGUGGGACCAGAUUCUGAAGGCCCUGAGCACCUCAAUACAAUACGGCUGGUUGACUCAGGAGCAGUUGGAGCUUUAUACCUCGAACAUGGAGUCGAUGGCGGUGUCGAUGUUAUUGACGGACAAGGCCAACAACCCUGAUCAGGACCGAAUCGAAAUCGACACCGCCACAGUCGGCAAGAAGCUACAGGCGUACGUGAAGGUGGCGCCGAGGGGCGUGAUGGCCAAGCUUUCGGACCUCGGUGUCUUUGAGGCGAACUCUGUUUGGGGCGACUUCAUGGACUACGACUGAUCUCGCCCGACGCGCCCCAGGCUCCUAGUAGUAGGAACCUGCAGGGGCGUUGGGGACAGGUGGAGCAGAAGGACGCGGACAGGGAAGAGGCGGAGGCGGCGGGGGGGGGGGGCGGCCCGAAGUAGCCGCACGCGCUGCGAGGGCUCCAAUGUGCGGCGCCGUCGGAUCCUCAGCGGCCUGUAAAUGCGGCCGCGAUCCACGCAUCGACCGCCCCUGCAAAAUCCAUCGUGCCCAGCAGCAUCCGUAUCGGUGCUCGAUAUCCCCUCCGAAUUCGCGCAAGCAGCUAGACAAUUGCAUGUCCAUGGGUUUCUUGACUGCGUGGCGAAUGCUGAAGCGAGUAACGCCUGCGGCAGUAUUUUCACCAACUUGCUGGGGAGACAGGAGUCUGUGCUCCAAGGUCUUGGCCACUGGGGGGGAGGGCGGUGUGACUUCAUGCGUGCUCCAACCCAGGGAAGCCGAGUGACAUCUCCCGGUGAUGGCCACGCUAGCUUCUCCGGGAAGCGUUUCGUUAAAUUUCCGCAGUGCCUAUCAUCUCGCUGGUCGUAUCUAGGAUAUGCUAGUGAUGUAUAGCUCCCGAAGUGAUUGUAUCGAAUACGCUUACGGCCAGUCAUCGCAGCUUCCUGCCUUUCCAUUGUCUAUUUGCGGAUCGUGGUCGGUGCGUGCCCCGUUGGCGCGAAUGGAGGUCAUUGUUUGCCCCGCUGGCGCGGGUAGACUGUUCGGCUUCCGAUGUUCGGCGACAUCGGCGAAUC
Messenger RNA from Prorocentrum cordatum, 2524 nucleotides. NCBI's taxonomy places the organism in Eukaryota, Dinophyceae, Prorocentrales, Prorocentraceae. The record is from the annotation of a GenBank genome assembly.